AUGGAACUAGUUAUAGAAUUAUCAAGAUCAAAAUUGCAAAAUAUCACAUUUACCCCUCUUUUAGUAAUAGCGACAGAACGUUCAUCAAUUGUAUUUAUAGAUAUUUAUAUUUGGGAGAAAAAAAAAAAAACUAUGAAGAAUAGAAUAGUAUCAUCUCUAUUCUUAUUAUUUUUAAUAGGAAGUUCGCUUGCUACCAAUCAAGCAUAUUAUGGAUCUUAUGAAUUACCAUUGGAAAUCACAAUUAGAGGACCAUUGGAAGCAUCACAUGAAACAAAUGGAUUUGUAGUUUUAUCAAGACCACAUUUAACCAGAUCAGUAUUAUCUGGUAAAGUAAAUCAACCAAUGACUGGUGACUUGUUCCAAAUCAAUACUCAAAUCAUUGUUGGAAACACUACAUUCCUCGUCCAAGUCGAUACUGGGUCACUUUUAAUGGCCAUUCCAUUGGAAGGAUGUAACACUUGUGUUGAAAGUCGUCCAGUCUAUCACCCAUCUUCAACCUCUACCAAGGUUGCGUGUAGCUCUGACCAAUGCAAGGGCUCAGGUAGUACUCCACCAUCCUGCAGUCGUACCUCUUCUGGUGAAUCAUGUGAUUUCCAAAUCCGUUAUGGUGACGGUUCCCACGUUUCUGGUUACAUCUACGAAGAUGUUGUCAAUCUUGCCGGUCUCCAAGGAAAAGCAAACUUUGGUGCCAACGAUGAAGAAACUGGUGAUUUUGAAUAUCCAAGAGCUGAUGGUAUCAUUGGUUUUGGUAGAACUUGCUCAUCAUGUGUUCCAACAGUUUGGGAUUCAUUGGUUAGUGAUUUAGGUCUCAAGAAUCAAUUUGGUAUGUUGUUGAAUUAUGAAGGUGGAGGUUCAUUGUCUUUGGGUGAAAUCAACACUAGUUACUACACUGGUGACAUUAGAUACACUCCAUUGGUCCAAAAGAACACCCCAUUCUACAGUGUCAAAUCCACUGGUAUUCGUAUCAACGACUACACCAUCCCGGGUAGCAAGUUGGGUCAAGAAGUUAUCGUCGACAGUGGUAGCACUGCUCUUUCAUUGGCUUCAGGUGCUUACGAUCAAUUAAGAAACUACUUCCAAACUCACUAUUGUUCCAUUCAAGGUGUUUGUGAAAAUCCUAAUAUUUUCCAAGGUUCAAUUUGUUAUAGUUCAGAUGAUGUUUUAUCGAAAUUCCCAACAUUGUAUUUCACCUUUGACGGUGGAGUUCAAGUUGCCAUCCCACCAAAGAAUUAUUUGGUCAAGGCCCCACUUACCAAUGGCAAAUAUGGUUACUGUUUCAUGAUUGAACGUGCCGAUUCUACCAUGACAAUCCUUGGUGACGUUUUUAUGCGUGGAUAUUACACGGUGUUUGACAAUGUCAACGAUCGUGUAGGUUUCGCGGUUGGAGCCAAUAUGUCGACAACUAGUUCGGUAGGUUUUGAUCCAGCUGGAGGUGUCAACGACUCUAAUGGCUCGAAUCAAUUAUCCCCCUCCCUUUUCCUCUUCUUUAUCAUCUCUUCUGUCAUUUCCUGUAUAUUUUUAUAA
This is a messenger RNA of Cavenderia fasciculata, 1524 nucleotides long. Its product is annotated as putative aspartyl protease. Gene Ontology annotation, biological process: proteolysis. Gene Ontology annotation, molecular function: aspartic-type endopeptidase activity. NCBI's taxonomy places the organism in Eukaryota, Evosea, Eumycetozoa, Acytosteliales, Cavenderiaceae. The record is from RefSeq and is a predicted model, not a curated record. The transcript has 6 exons. The coding region runs from base 1 to 1524 and encodes 507 amino acids.